GCCGUAUCUUGGGAAAAUAGCAAAGGUAAAAAAAAAAUUACUUUAUUCAUGACAUGACUACGGAUUUUGCAAGUACGACUGUAUUUUGUUGGUGCUGCCCGUGGCAGUGCCCGGAGCCCUUGGCCUGAUGUCUGCCACUGUGUUUGCUGCGAGCGAGGCCAAAGAAAAUAACACCACCCUGAUGACUGAUGAGCUUUCUCUUUAUGACACACCUGAGUCCCCGCUGAGGUACGAGCAGCCCGAGGUCGGUCAUGUUGAGCAGGGUGUAGCGUCUCUGAGGAAGACUGUGGAGCCUUAUUUUUCAUGGUGUCAGGAAAAGACACAGUUUGGAAUGGAGAAAGUACAGGCCUGCUACAAGACAGUUGAGCCUGGUGUGAAUAACACUCAAAGUAUGGUAAAAGAUAUGUUUACAUUUUUGAAUGACCCUCCAUCUGAGUUCUUCCCCAGUGUAGGUGUUAUAGGAUUUUCUGGAAUUCUUGGACUUUAUUUAGCGAAAGGCAGCAGAGUCAAGAGGCUGAUAUUCUCCACUGGGCUGAUGGCUCUGAGCACUUCCAUGUUCUACCCACAGCAUGCCUCCUCUGUUGCCAAGGCAGGUUUACAGUUCUUUCGGUUCAGAUGGACAGACUCUGUUGUUUUUCCUCAGCGGGCUUUCCAGUACAGACAGCGACCACAAAGCACUACAUAUUUUCCUGGAGUUCAGAAGGGCGAGUUAUUCUUGAAGAGCUGCUGAGAGGGAAAUCGUCCAAAGACAAAGAUGAGAAGACACAGAAAACAGACAGCCAAAAAUCAAGUUGAGACAAAGCAGUAUGUUUUCUAAGAAAGUUUCUGCUUUGCACCUGGAUGCUGUUCUCUUAUCAAUGCACUGAUCAGGAUAGUAUUUAUUACAUUAUUGUGUUGGUUCUGUUUACUGGAACUGUAUAUGUGACUAUUUGUUUUCUGUGCACUGAACGCACUUUUUUUUUGCAGUAUAAUAAGAAUUUAGACCAACCUGAAAAUAUAACUGCGUUUUUCAAAAA
This is a messenger RNA of Puntigrus tetrazona (Sumatra barb), 1016 nucleotides long. RefSeq names its product apolipoprotein O, b (gene apoob). Bases 128 to 730 code for a protein of 200 amino acids. The transcript is spliced from 9 exons. The record is from RefSeq and is a predicted model, not a curated record. Lineage: Eukaryota; Metazoa; Chordata; Actinopteri; Cypriniformes; Cyprinidae. Gene Ontology annotation, biological process: cristae formation. Gene Ontology annotation, cellular component: MICOS complex.